Messenger RNA from Saccoglossus kowalevskii, 1017 nucleotides. RefSeq names its product phospholipase A and acyltransferase 2-like. Gene Ontology annotation, molecular function: A2-type glycerophospholipase activity; glycerophospholipid phospholipase A1 activity. Gene Ontology annotation, cellular component: cytoplasm. The record is from RefSeq and is a predicted model, not a curated record. Lineage: Eukaryota; Metazoa; Hemichordata; Enteropneusta; Harrimaniidae. Gene Ontology annotation, biological process: N-acylphosphatidylethanolamine metabolic process.
CGAGCCUCUGCUUCAAAAUAUCCGCGUAGACGGGUUGAUUCAUAUUGCUCUGGUGUUUCGAUUUUCACAGGAUUUAACCCAUUUUAGUUCGAAUAAAGGAAAUGUCAUUUUAUAUUAUCCUGGAAACGUUCCGAGCGCCUGUGGGCGAGAGUGCCACAGUGGUGGAAGACGAUUUUGUCCAGGCAGCAGCGGGAGUUCGUGUCCGUGUUAACAACAGCGACGACAUUGAACAUGAUCCUGAAACUCGGCGAAGAAUUGUAAGAUUUGCGCGUAUGAGAGUUGGUGAAAUAGUCAGAUACAGUACUUCCGGAAAUCCCGUGUACACGCUAGUAAGACAUUGUCGUUAUGGACGACAUCAGGCAUGGAUCAAUGAGGAGAAAACAAAAUGGCGAUGGGUUAUGAAAGUUUCCUCGUGGCAAACACCCGAAGAACUUCAAGAACAUGCCAAACCCGGGGACAUCAUUCAAAUGCAAUACGCCCUUUGUACACAUGCCGGAAUCUUCAUCGGGAAAAUAAAAGGUGUUCAUAUGAUAGUUCACUCGACCGGGAGUCCUGGACAACUUCUGAAAGACGGCGAUGUUUCCAGGGUGAAAGAAGAACCAUUCGCCGAGGUCAUGAAGGGCGUUGAAGUACGCGUUAACAACAGUGAUGACAUCGAACACACCCCACUGAGUACAGCGAAGAUAGUGAAGAGAGCUCGUAACAGAGUCGGUGAAUUGUAUAAGUUCGAUCUACUCUACCACAACUGUGAAAACUUCGCUACACAGUGUCGAUAUGGGAGUGAAACCGGCUGGACCAUACAGGGCGAAAGAAUAACGGACGUUCUCGAGAAGCCGAUAGAACUAGUGGACAGCAUUCGAGACACCGUGGAAGAUAUCGUUGAUUAAAGGGUGGUAGUCGUCGCGCCACGCAUGCGCGAGAUAUAUGGGUCUCAUAUAAUUAAAGAUUGCGACUUUGGCGGUUGCGCAGAUCAACGAGUACAAACUGAGACGUUAUCGAGCUUAUAGUAUAGCCAAG